This is a messenger RNA of Zasmidium cellare ATCC 36951, 675 nucleotides long. RefSeq lists its product as uncharacterized. The record is from RefSeq and is a predicted model, not a curated record. Bases 1 to 675 code for a protein of 224 amino acids. Lineage: Eukaryota; Fungi; Ascomycota; Dothideomycetes; Mycosphaerellales; Mycosphaerellaceae. The transcript has 2 exons. Gene Ontology annotation, molecular function: structural constituent of ribosome. Gene Ontology annotation, cellular component: mitochondrial large ribosomal subunit.
AUGAUCUGUCAACGCUGUUUGCAACGCCUGGCGAGGCGGAAACCUUCAUCACGUCAACCUCGAUCGUUCUCGACAUCCUCCCCACAGCCAGCGCAAGCAGUCACUGCCAACACAACCACAGCGACGAAUCCCAGACCGAACGAUGUACCCGCCGCGACCUCGACCUCGGCCGCCCAGCCCUUCAGCACGCCCUUAUCACCCUCACCUGACAAGCAAGAUCUCCCAAUCAACCCGAAACAGAGCAAAGCAGCGGCGACAAUCCAAUCGAGCGUGCCGGCGGGAACUGUGCUCAAGGGCUUGAAUUUUAUGAAGAACAAGCAGGAUCCUGUCGCGUUGGAGGAUAGCGAGUACCCCGCUUGGCUAUGGACGGUGUUGGCGAUUAAAAGUGACGCAACAGGAAGCAAAGGCACAGACGCGGAGGGAGAUCUGUUCUCGAAAUCCAAGAAACAGCGACGGAUAGCAGCGAAGGCUUUGAGGAAGAAACAACUCCAGGAUCCGGAGUCGAUGGCGCCGAAAAUUCCUUUGUAUGAGCAGAGUGUUGAUUUGCCUGGUGGGGAUGGGACGUUGCAGGGGGCGAAGGAGGCGGGAUUGGCGAGGAGUGAGUUGACGAAGGCGAUGAGGGAGAAGAGGAGGAGUAAGAUUAAGGAGGACAACUUUUUGAGGGAGAUGAGAUAG